Messenger RNA from Verticillium nonalfalfae, 2991 nucleotides. It is a transcript of the gene ATP2A3, whose product is annotated as Sarcoplasmic/endoplasmic reticulum calcium ATPase 3. The transcript has 4 exons. Gene Ontology annotation, cellular component: membrane. Gene Ontology annotation, biological process: intracellular calcium ion homeostasis; calcium ion transmembrane transport. Bases 1 to 2991 code for a protein of 996 amino acids. Gene Ontology annotation, molecular function: ATP binding; P-type calcium transporter activity; ATP hydrolysis activity. NCBI's taxonomy places the organism in Eukaryota, Fungi, Ascomycota, Sordariomycetes, Glomerellales, Plectosphaerellaceae. The record is from RefSeq and is a predicted model, not a curated record.
AUGGAGGACGCCUUUGCGAAACCCGUCGAUGAGGUCCUGGCUCACUUUGAUGUCGACGUCAAGACCGGCCUCAAAGACGACCAGGUCGUUUCGCUGCGGUCUCAGCACGGCAGAAAUGUGAUCCCCGAGGAACCCCCCACACCCAUUUGGGAGCUCAUUCUGGAGCAAUUCAAGGACCAGCUCGUCAUUAUCCUCCUGGGCUCGGCUGCUGUUUCUUUCGUUCUUGCCCUUUUCGACGACGAGGAAGGCUGGAGCGCAUUCGUCGACCCAGCAGUGAUCCUCACCAUCCUGAUCCUCAACGCCGUCGUUGGCGUUUCGCAGGAGAGCAGUGCCGAGAAGGCCAUUGCCGCUCUUCAGGAAUACUCGGCCAACGAGGCCAACGUUCUCCGCAAUGGCCACGUCUCUCGUGUCAGGGCCGAGGAGCUCGUGCCCGGCGAUAUCAUCACCGUCAACGUUGGCGAUCGUGUCCCCGCUGAUUGCAGGGUUGUCGCCAUUGAGAGCAAUGCUUUCGCCAUGGACCAGGCCAUCUUGACUGGCGAGAGCGAGAGCGUCGGCAAGGAUCACACCGCCGUCGUCAAUGAUGAGAAGGCAGUGUUGCAGGACCAGGUCAACAUACUCUUUUCUGGCACCACCGUCGUUGUGGGACGCGCCAAGGCCGUCGUCGUCUUGACCGGUACCGGCACCGCCAUCGGUGAUAUCCAUGAGAGUAUCACUGCCCAAAUCUCUGAACCUACCCCUCUGAAGCAGAAGCUCAACGAUUUUGGCGACAGUCUGGCCAAGGUCAUUACCGUCAUCUGCAUCCUCGUCUGGCUCAUCAACAUCCCUCACUUCAACGAUCCCAGCCAUGGAACCUGGACCAAGGGUGCUAUCUACUACCUCAAGAUUGCCGUGUCUCUCGGUGUCGCCGCCAUCCCUGAGGGCCUGGCUGUCGUCAUUACGACUUGUCUGGCUCUGGGCACUCGCAAGAUGGCCGCCAAGAAUGCCGUUGUCCGCAGCCUGCCUUCAGUCGAGACUCUCGGCAGCUGCAGCGUCAUCUGCUCUGACAAGACCGGUACCCUGACAACGAACCAGAUGAGCGUCAACAAGGUCGUCUACCUGAAUGAGUCCGGAACAGACCUCAUCGAGCUCGAUGUCGAGGGUUCUACCUUUAGCCCCAAGGGUGCCAUCACUUCCAACGGCCAGCUUGUCAAGGACCUUCCCCGCUCAUCCCAUACUGUCCGCCAGAUCACUGAGGUGGCUGCUCUCUGCAACGAUUCCAAGCUGGCUUACGACCCCAAGACUGACUCCUAUUCCAACGUUGGUGAACCUACCGAAGGUGCUCUCCGCGUGCUUGUCGAGAAGCUUGGUCCCAGCGCCCCCGCUAGCUCAGCCCCUGAUGCUUUCCUCCACCACGCCAGCGCCCACUACGAGAACCAGUACCGCCGCCUCGCCACGUAUGAGUUCUCUCGUGACCGCAAGUCCAUGUCAGUUGUUGUCCAGAACGGCAAGGAGCAGAAGCUUCUUGUUAAGGGCGCGCCCGAGUCUAUCCUUGAACGUUGCUCCCACACGCUCCUCGGCGCCGAUGGCAAGCGCCAGGCUCUAGACCGCAAGACGCAAGACCUCAUCACCAAGGAAAUCGUCGAGUAUGGCAACCGGGGCAUGCGUGUCAUUGCUCUCGCCAGCAUUGAGAACGUUGGCAACAACGCACUUCUGAAGAAAGCAAAGUCGACCGCCCAGUAUGCUGAACUUGAGCAGAACAUGACUUUUGUUGGUCUCGUCGGCAUGCUGGACCCUCCUCGUGAGGAGGUGGCCACUUCGAUCCGCAAGUGCAAGGAGGCUGGCAUCCGCGUCAUCGUUAUCACUGGAGACAACCGCAACACCGCUGAGAGCAUCUGCCGUCAAAUCGGCGUCUUUGGCGAGAACGAAGACCUUACCGGCAAGUCUUUCACUGGCCGCGAGUUUGAUAAUCUGACCGCUCGCGAGGCCAUUGAGGCUGCCCGCACCGCUUCUCUGUUCUCUCGCGUCGAGCCUAGCCACAAGUCCAAGCUCGUUGAUCUUCUUCAGCAAGCCGGCGAAGUUGUUGCCAUGACUGGUGACGGCGUCAACGAUGCCCCUGCUCUGAAGAAGGCUGAUAUCGGUGUUGCCAUGGGAUCCGGCACUGAUGUCGCCAAGCUCGCCGCUGACAUGGUUCUCGCUGAUGACAACUUUGCCACCAUCGAGGUCGCCAUUGAGGAGGGCCGUUCCAUCUACAAUAACACCCAGCAAUUCAUUCGGUACCUUAUCUCAUCCAACAUUGGCGAGGUUGUCUCCAUCUUCCUCACCGCUGCUCUCGGCAUGCCCGAGGCUCUGAUCCCCGUCCAGCUUCUCUGGGUCAACCUCGUCACUGAUGGUCUCCCUGCCACCGCCCUUUCGUUCAACCCCCCCGAUCACGACAUCAUGAAGCGCCAGCCUCGCAAGCGUGACGAACGCCUUAUCGGCGGAUGGCUGUUCUUCCGCUACAUGGUAAUCGGCACUUACGUUGGCCUGGCCACUGUUGCCGGCUACGCUUGGUGGUUCAUGUACAACCCAGAGGGCCCGCAGAUUACCUUUAACCAGCUCUCCAGCUUCCACCGCUGCUCGACGCAGUUCCCUGAGAUUGGCUGCCAAAUGUUCUCUAACGACAUGGCCAAGUCAGCCUCUACCGUCUCCCUUUCCAUCCUCGUCGUCAUCGAAAUGUUCAACGCCGUCAAUGCGCUGUCCUCCAGCGAGUCCCUCCUCACCCUUCCUCUCUGGGAGAACAUGAUGCUCGUCUACGCCAUUGCUUUGUCCAUGGCUCUUCAUUUCGCCCUGCUCUACACACCGGUUCUGCAGAGCCUAUUCUCGAUCUUGCCGUUGAACUGGAUCGAGUGGAAGGCUGUCCUCUGGAUCAGCGCUCCCGUCAUUCUUAUCGACGAGGGUCUCAAAUUGAUUGAGAGGUCGUUCUUCAUGCAGACCAAGACGGUCGAGGCUAUCAAGGCAAAGAAGGCCCAAUAA